This is a messenger RNA of Symbiodinium natans, 1194 nucleotides long. The record is from the annotation of a GenBank genome assembly. Lineage: Eukaryota; Dinophyceae; Suessiales; Symbiodiniaceae.
AUGAUGAAACAUGUUGUGCCUGGUUGGGUGCGUCCACACCAGAUCAUCGGGGAGAAAGCCAGGCAGUACAAGCUGUACGGCGUGCAGGGCGAGCCCUGCCUUUUCAAGCACAUUUCGCCUCGGGAUAUCGAACAAGGUUAUCUCGGAGACUGCUGGCUCGUCUCCUCCUUUGCAGCCAUAGCUGAGUUCCCGGACCGUGUGCGUUCGCUGUUCAGACAGAAGGCGCUCACGAAAGAUGGAAAGUAUGAUGUGAGGCUAUACGACCCACACGCAGAGGAGUGGGUGGUCGUGACAAUUGAUGACCGGCUCCCAUACUGGAAGAAGCCGGGCAAAUACGGCAAUCUCUGCUUUGCCCAGGUGACAAAGGAGAACGAGCUUUGGACAUGCCUUCUGGAAAAGGCUGUCGCCAAAUUUGUGCAGUCCUACCACCGUCUGGAUGGUGGCUUCGAGUCCGUUGCCUUGGAGAUGCUGACGGGGAAGCCGUCCCUCUGUAUCUCCAUGAGUGUAAUCCCCAACGGCAUGCACAGACCUUUCACUUACGAAUGUGGUAAAUUACCGUUUACGGCUCGCCACGCCACGGUUCGCAUGAGGACUGAAUCCUUCGAUGCACAGUGGACAUACUACGGCGAGGAUGCCUCUGCUAUGGUUGGUGGCCGACACGGUUUGGAGGAUGCGCAGUUCUGGAAGAUGCUCCAGACUUGGGAUAAGGCAGGCUGCAGCAUAGCAUGCAGUAGCCGACACGACUAUCAAGGCAUCCUGGCUUGCCAUGCCUACACACUGCUGCGCGUUGUGGAAGUGCCAAUCGUGCGCGAUGGGGUGUCCAGCAUCCUCAGGCUCCUUCACGUGCGCAAUCCGCAUCGAACGAAUGAGUGGAAAGGCCGCUUUUGCGAUGACGACGCGGAGACAUGGAAUACAUAUCCAGAGGCUCUGAAAGUUUGCAAGCACACGGUUGGCAUCAAGGAUAACGGAGUCUUCUGGAUGGACUGGGCGGACUUCAAGAAUGGCUUUGAGAAAGUCCAUACGAACUUUGAUAAGCAAGGGGAGGGACCACGCUACACUGACAAGACUGCGCAGGCCCGGGCGGAACAUCUACACGUCUCCUGGGGACAUGUUGGAUACCAGAAAUGGGAGGGGCUUCAACCAAAUCUGCUGGGAAUUGCUGAGUUCUCGUGCGCAUAUUUUUGCUGCACUUAA